AUGCCCGUUCUAGACUCUCCUCGCCGUCCAAUUCUCUGGAUCUGUCUUUUCCUUCUAUUGUUUCUUGAGCUCCGUUAUCUCGUCGUCGUUACACCGCCGCCGGCGUCAACCCACUCCUCGCCGCCGCCGGCGAAGGUCAAGAACAGAAAGACUCUUGCAAGUGAAUUUGAUUUCUCCCCGUUCAUGAACGCAAACCGGCGAUCAACCGAUCUCAUUUACGGCGACGAUAAGCGGUUGGUGCCGUCUGGUCCCAACCCAUUGCAUCAUUGA
Messenger RNA from Impatiens glandulifera, 270 nucleotides. RefSeq names its product CLAVATA3/ESR (CLE)-related protein 12-like. The transcript has a single exon. The record is from RefSeq and is a predicted model, not a curated record. Lineage: Eukaryota; Viridiplantae; Streptophyta; Magnoliopsida; Ericales; Balsaminaceae. Bases 1 to 270 code for a protein of 89 amino acids.